Messenger RNA from Fusarium subglutinans, 2082 nucleotides. RefSeq names its product ferric-chelate reductase. Lineage: Eukaryota; Fungi; Ascomycota; Sordariomycetes; Hypocreales; Nectriaceae. Gene Ontology annotation, biological process: iron ion transport; copper ion import; intracellular iron ion homeostasis. The transcript has 7 exons. The record is from RefSeq and is a predicted model, not a curated record. Gene Ontology annotation, molecular function: ferric-chelate reductase activity. Gene Ontology annotation, cellular component: plasma membrane. Bases 1 to 2082 code for a protein of 693 amino acids.
AUGCGGUGCUGGGGACUGUGUUCCCUCGCUGUCAGCUUCCUCUCUCAUACUGAGGUUUUAGCUGCCCCAGAUCAUUGCGGAAAAGCCUGCCGACAAACAUUUCGGACUCUUCGAUUUGCCGAUGCCCCUCCGGGUGUCUUCUUCACUGUACAGGAAUGCACCAGCUUCAUUUAUCAGACUUCGCUGCAUCUUUGCUGGGAAAUACACUGCGCUGAGGAUAUUUGGCAGGCAGAGUCUGCCUCGAUGAACUUGACAUGCCACGAUAUCAGCGGUUCUUAUCUUCCGCCACACAAUAUCAUCAAUAACCUUACAGACCACGAUAUCGAAGCUAUUACAAGAUUUAAUGCCACAAGCCCCGAUCGAUUACACGUUUAUGGAGCGUUGAUGCUUCCUUCACAGUCAUACUAUGAUCUAUGGGUCAGAACGCUGGAAGCGCACGAUUUCAUAUGGGACUACCACAACUAUUACGGCUGGGCUAUGGGGAUGUUCUGGGGUUUGGUCAUCGGAGUGGGCAUCGUGAACCGGGCUCUCGGCCAAACCCUCUCCAGUCUAGGUCGAAAUAGGGCAUGGGACUACGGGGGCUGGGGUACCUUGCCUCCUAGGAUCCAGACAUUGACUCUCAUUACUUUUGUGAUCGUCAACAUAGCAUGUACUAUACACGGAUACGAGAUAUUUGAAGGUUAUGGCUACUACCCCUCCGUUUGGACUCAAGUACUGCGGCACGUAUCUGAUCGAACUGGGAUACUUUCCUUCGCCAACUUCCCCUUGAUAUGGCUGUUUGGAAUGAGGAAUAACAUCGCCAUCUGGUUGACGGGCUGGGACUUCAAAACUUAUAACAACUUCCAUCGAUGGGUUGGUCGGAUCGCCACUUUACAAGCCGUGAUACAUUCAAUCGGAUACACUAUUAUAAUUCUGCAACGUGGUGGAUGGAAAUACUUCUGUCAAAUAUGGACAUUUACCUUUUGGUGGACUGGGGAGCUUGCCACAAUAUUCAUCUGUCUGCUGGUGGGACUCUCUAUGUUCUGGGUAAGGCGUGAAAAUUACGAGUUCUUUCUCAUCACGCACAUCGUCUUAUCAUUUUGGAUCCUCGUUACCAUGCUUGGACAUGUGUCGAUAUUCAGUGGUGCCUACGAUCCUCUUGUGUGGGUUCCAGCACUGAUCUGGCUUCUUGAUCGAGUCGUUCGCGGAUUGCGCAUCAUGGCCUUCAAUCCGAAGUUCUGGAACACAAAGGCUCUCAUCACAUACAACGAAGAUGCUCACAUGAUCCGCGUGACAGUUCCGACCUCUUCGAGUCUCUACAGCAUUGAGCCUGGGACAUUCUAUUAUAUCAUGGUGCUCAAUCGACGGAACUUUUGGGAAAGCCAUCCUUUCACGAUAGCAACAAUAUCGGAACCCGGCCGAGGCGACACAGAUACUCUGGGAGAAGAUGCACCGUUGCUGGACUAUGGAUCCUCUAGCGAACUGAGGCUUCCAUUGAAAAAGUCCCAACGGCAAAUGACCUUCUUGAUUCGGCCGUAUGAUAGCUUCACUUCUCGACUAAGGGAGUAUGCCGAAGAAGAACGACCGAAGCCGGCGACAGUACGUAUGGUUGUUGGCGGCCCAUACGGAAAGACUCUGCCUCUCGAACGCUUUGAAAAGGUUCUAUUCAUCGUCGGUGGAAGCGGAAUAGCGGUCCCCCUGUCCUAUCUUCCGAAACUGACGACAUCUUCGAACAAGCCAUUAAGGAUCGAGGUUCACUGGGCUGUGCGACAGUCAGCUUUCGCCGUUGAUGUUCUGAAUCAUGAAUUGAGCGAUAUUCCCGGUAAUGAUCGGGUAGAGAUCAACAUAUAUCUGACUGUCAGCGGCGUUGAUGGCAGAAUGGCAUGUGAUGAGAUAAUCUACAGACUCGCGAAGUGGAGGUCAACACGACUGAACGUAGAACACAUUAUUGAUAGAGCGUUAGAGGAUGGAGACGAAGAGAGUAUCGCAGUAGUCACAAGCGGUCCCGCCAAGAUGGCGGAUGAGAGCAGAUGCGUGGUUGCGGCAAGGACAGUGCCGUCUUGCUCGCGUAUUGAGUAUUUCGAGGAAAGCUUCCAGUGGUGA